Messenger RNA from Lindgomyces ingoldianus, 2133 nucleotides. RefSeq names its product ferric-chelate reductase. Gene Ontology annotation, biological process: copper ion import; iron ion transport; intracellular iron ion homeostasis. Gene Ontology annotation, molecular function: ferric-chelate reductase activity. The coding region runs from base 1 to 2133 and encodes 710 amino acids. The record is from RefSeq and is a predicted model, not a curated record. The transcript is spliced from 2 exons. NCBI's taxonomy places the organism in Eukaryota, Fungi, Ascomycota, Dothideomycetes, Pleosporales, Lindgomycetaceae. Gene Ontology annotation, cellular component: plasma membrane.
AUGGCUAUGGGCUCUAUGUCCAUGGAAGGGCUGCCCCCUCUCAUUGACUUCCCCAAGAUGUACUGGGCAGUGGUGGGCACUGCUAUUGGAGUCGCAACCUUUGUUAACAUGUUUAACCAUAUGCUCUACCGGCACAGGCUGUCUGCUGCAAAAGCUGGAGUACCAAAACCUGCAAAACCAAGGUCACCGUUCCUUUUAGGGGUUGCGACGAUAUUUGCUAUAAUGCGAGAAGCAUCAAAUUUUUCUAUUCGGAUGCCAAUCAAGAAUCGGAUAUUCCGGCUACCUACAGUCGGCCGGACUAGCUUGGUGGUAGCGAACCUUGUUGUAUUGAUUGCAUUGUGCUUCUAUGGGUUCAACCUUAACGACAGGUGGUCCAGAGAAGAUAUUGGAUACCGAACUGGAUUCGUCUCUAUCGGCCAGCUGCCUUUGAUAUUCCUGCUUGCGGGGAAGAACAACGUUGUUGGAUAUCUAUCCGGCAUCAGCCACGAACGUCUUAACUGGCUUCACAGGUGGUGUGCGAGAUGUUUACUCGUGACUGUGACCAUUCAUAUGGGAUACUUUUUUGCCGAUUGGGCCCCGUACAACUACAUUGGAACCCAACUGAAGGAAAACACAUUGGUCUGGAAAGGUGUCGUUGCAUGGGCAAUGCUGGUAUGGAUUGUCUUCAGCUCCAUGACACCGAUCCGGGGCUGGUGCUACGAAGUCUUCGUUUUGCAGCAUCUCGCUUCAUUUGCCGUUCUAAUCGGUUUCAUCUAUAUACAUACGCCGGCCGAGGUUCAUAUCUAUAUAUGGCUGCCUGUUGGGCUAUUCUUCUUCGAUCGCGUGGUUCGAGCAUUGAGAGUUCUUUAUGCGAACAUCUCCUUAUUCCAUCCUAAGCAACGCAAAGCCGGCCAAAUGUCCAGUUUUUGGGCUUGCAAAGCCGAGUUCACACCCCUCCCACACAAGACUACGCGAAUCACUAUUCACAAUCCUCCGAUCAGUUGGACCCCGGGACAACAUGUCUUCCUGUCAUGCCACUCGAUUGUUCCGCUCCAAAGCCAUCCGUUUACCAUAGCUUCAAUACCAGAAGACGGGAAAAUGGAGUUCUUGGUCAAAGCUGAAACCGGGGGCACGAAACGCUUCUUCAGACAUGCCGAGAAGACACAUGGACUCUCCGCCUCAUCGGAAAGAUCCCGUGCUAAAACAGUUGCUAUUGAAGGGCCAUAUGGAUUUAUAAGACCCCUGCGUCAAUUUGACAGCAUUGUGUUAUUAGCAGGUAGUACGGGAGCUACGUUCACUGUUCCAUUACUUCGAGAUGUCUUACAGGGCUGGAAGGACAACGCUGAUCCUACGCAACAACAAUCAUCCUCUUUUUUCAAGACACCAAAGGGUGCAGCCACACGUCACGUUCGCUUCAUUUGGGUUGUAAAAAGCCGAAGCCAACUGGGAUGGUUCUCAGAACAGCUAUCGGCAGUAUGGUCAGACUUUCAAACUGUUCAACAAGCAAGUCGCGACAUCAAGCUUGAAAUGACAGUCUACAUAACCUGCGACGACUCCUUUACGGAAGGACACAAAGCACUUUUAUCUUCCAUUACUGCACCGAACUCAGAUCCGUUGCCAAAGAAGCAACGGGAGCCACAACGCGGUCCCGUCGAACUCCGGGGUCGAACACCAUCCCUGAACGAGAAAGAGAAAGCUCAGGAUUCCAAAGAGGAGGUCAAAGAAGUCACCACUACAUCCCUAUCGCCGCCAGCAAACGCGUGCGGAUCGGAUGGAGCUUGCUGCUGUAGAACGUCUGUCGACGAAGCAGCUUCAGGAGAAAAAAUCUCCCCUUGCUGCUGUUCUCCGAAUGGUCCUUCGAACCCGUCUACGCGCCCACUCUCUCUGACAUCAUCCUCACACUUGUCUGGUCCGAAACAAGAAUCGCUUUUACACCCCUCGAUAUCCAUUGUCUCAGGCCGGCCAAAUCCGAAGACUAUUAUUAGGAGGAGCUUAGAGCAAGCUCUUGGUGAGUCAGCGGUCGUGGUUUGCGGACCGCACGGACUCGUGGCAGAUGUAAAGCAAGAUGUGUGUUCUUUGAGUGAUGAGCGAGCGGUGCACAAAGGAACAGGAGCGCAGGGAAUCUAUCUACAUACGGAGAGCUUCGGGUAUUGA